This is a messenger RNA of Cryphonectria parasitica EP155, 855 nucleotides long. Its product is annotated as SRP19-domain-containing protein. The record is from RefSeq and is a predicted model, not a curated record. Gene Ontology annotation, cellular component: signal recognition particle, endoplasmic reticulum targeting. Gene Ontology annotation, molecular function: 7S RNA binding. NCBI's taxonomy places the organism in Eukaryota, Fungi, Ascomycota, Sordariomycetes, Diaporthales, Cryphonectriaceae. The transcript is spliced from 2 exons. The coding region runs from base 1 to 855 and encodes 284 amino acids. Gene Ontology annotation, biological process: SRP-dependent cotranslational protein targeting to membrane, signal sequence recognition; SRP-dependent cotranslational protein targeting to membrane.
AUGUCCCACGCAAGGAUAGAAGAAGUGGAGGACAGCGACCUCGAAAUGUCGGACCCUUCAGAGGAUGACAUUGACGACUUUGCAGAAACCGACAUCCUGCGGUCGCGCUCCAACAAGCCGCAACAGCCUGCACCAGCAGACGCAAGAUCCCACAUCCUCGACCCCAGCCGCAUCCCCUCCGUGUCCAGCGGCCCGCCCACCGCCGGCGCCGCAGGCUCCUACUCGAUCCCGACAGCGACGUCGACCAAGGCCUAUGCAGGGUUCCAGUGCCUGUACCCCAUCUACUUUGACGCCUCGCGCACGCGCGCCGAGGGCCGGCGCGUGCCCAAGGAGCUGGCCGUGUCGAACCCGCUGGCGAGGGAGAUUGUCAACGCCUGCCGCGACCUGCGGGUGCAGACGCUGUUCGAGCCCGAGAAGAUGCACCCGCGCGACUGGGCCAACCCGGGCCGGGUCAAGGUGCAGCUCAAGGGCGACGCGGGCGCCGCCGCGGGCGUCAAGAACAAGCACCAGCUGUACAUCCUCGUCGCCCAGCACCUGCGCAACAACCCGACGACGGAGAAGAGCGCCGUGCUCUGGGAGCGCAUCCCUGGUGGCCCGCCCCCGCCCGAGAGGUCAAAGGGGUACCCGCGGCCGGCGGUCCCGCGGGGCUGGAAGAUGGGCGACAUGCUGCCGUACUACAGCCCUGCCAUGACCGGCGGCGGGGUCAGCGAGAAUCUGUUCAAGGACAUGAUGAAGGAGAUGCAGGGUGGUGGUGGGAUGCCUGGGUUGCCGGGAGCAGGUGCUGGCGGGAGCGGGAAUGUGAGCGAGGACGGCGCCGGGAAGAAAAAGAAGGGCAAGGGAAAGGGGAAAGCUUGA